UUUUUUAUCACGGACCAAGAUGCAUGCCGUUGGAUUUAUGACUUUGCUGCUGCUAAGCCUAUGCCAGUGUCAGGAGGAGAUCGUGAGGAACGACUUCGAAGGUCCGAAUGAGGAUGGCUCUUACAAGUUCGCUUAUCAGACACAGGGUGGCAUCUAUCACGAGCAACGUGGCUCGCUUCAAGGGCAAGAGCCGGCGCUGGUUGUGGAAGGGCAAUACCAGUACACGGCGCCCGACGGACAGGUGAUAAACGUGAUCUAUAGAGCAGACGAGAACGGUUUCCAAGCGACGGGCGACCACCUCCCCACCCCACCCCCCAUUCCGCCGGCGAUACAGCGCGCCCUCGACUAUCUGAAGACCCUACCACCGUCGGAGAAUGACUAUUAAAAUUAU
Messenger RNA from Cydia fagiglandana, 391 nucleotides. Its product is annotated as endocuticle structural glycoprotein ABD-4-like. Gene Ontology annotation, molecular function: structural constituent of chitin-based larval cuticle. Gene Ontology annotation, cellular component: chitin-based extracellular matrix. The record is from RefSeq and is a predicted model, not a curated record. NCBI's taxonomy places the organism in Eukaryota, Metazoa, Arthropoda, Insecta, Lepidoptera, Tortricidae. The transcript is spliced from 4 exons. Bases 20 to 385 code for a protein of 121 amino acids.